UGACUCUUCUGAAUAUUUGCUCACAGUAACAGAUCAAGCCUUUGUGACCCUUGCUACUGAUGAUGUGUACUGCCAAGGCGCUCUGGUUCUCGGACAGUCGUUGAGGAACCAUACGACAUCUAGAAAAUUGGCAGUACUCGUUACACCAGAGGUUUCCACUGGGAUGAGGUCUGUCCUCCGUAGCGUGUUUGACGAAGUUAUCGAGGUGGAUGUGCUUGACAGUGCUGACUCGGUCCAUUUGGCUCUUAUGCAGAGGCCAGAACUGGGAAUAACCUUCACUAAGCUUCACUGUUGGACUCUUACUCAUUACAGCAAAUGUGUCUUCAUGGAUGCAGACACUUUGGUGCUUUGCAACGUUGAUGAACUGUUUGAUCGAGAAGAGUUUUCGGCAGCUCCUGAUUCUGGCUGGCCUGACUGCUUCAAUAGUGGUGUAUUUGUGUUCCGACCUUCUUUGAAAACCUACAACCUACUGCUCCGGUUCGCUGCUGAACAUGGCAGCUUUGAUGGGGGUGAUCAAGGCUUGUUGAAUAGCUUCUUCAGCAACUGGGCAACAGCAGAUAUUGACAAACACUUGCCUUUCCUCUAUAACUUGAGCAGCAGUGCUGUUCUGCUUUCAAUCAGUAAGUAUUUUGGGAGAGAUGCCAAAGUUGUUCACUUCUUGGGAGCAACAAAGCCCUGGAACUACAAAUACAACCUUCAGACAAAGAGAGUUAUGCAGGAUGGCACCACCUCUGGAUCUUUUCAUCAGCUGUCAUUUCUUGCCCUCUGGUGGAAUAUAUACAGUGCCAGUAUAUUGCCUUUGUUAGAAAAACUUCAGAAGAUGGAAGAGUCAGAUUCUGAUGAAUGCAAGCACACUUUCAAUGGAGUUGAAAUUACACUGAAAAAGGUCAGUCCUUAUGUGGCCAAUUCGCUGCAAACACCUAUGCUUCCAGAGCAGACGUAUGAAGUAUAUCCCGCAGCACAUUCACCGGAGGAACUCGCUUUCAAAGCUCAACCCGUAUGUGAAGUUGAACAAGGCCGUUCUAACGUCCGUCUCUCUGAGCCUGACAGACCUUCCGAACAACCCGUAAUUCGUCCUGCGUUUCAGGAAACCACACAGCUGAACGAGGUCGCAUAUUCUGUUUCAGAGCUGUCUAUUCACCUCAGACCAGAAGAGCCAAGUCCAGAAGAUGAACGGAGAAAAUGGGAGGAAGGGCGCAUGGACUAUCUGGGGAAAGAUUCUUUUGAACAUAUCAAAAAGAAACUGGAUGCAUUUUUAGAUUAA
Molecule: messenger RNA, 1264 nt
Organism: Eurypyga helias (sunbittern)
Lineage: Eukaryota; Metazoa; Chordata; Aves; Eurypygiformes; Eurypygidae
Product: glycogenin-1-like
Exons: 8
Cellular component (GO): cytoplasm
Molecular function (GO): glycosyltransferase activity
Source: RefSeq, a predicted model, not a curated record